ACAUGGAGUCGCUCCUACUGACGGAAAGAUGCACUCACCUAUUUUCCGAGCAUCCAAGGAAGUUCUAACAACCUUAAAUGUGCCACAAUGGAUACUGACGUAAAGAGAAGAGGACCUACCUUAGAUUGGAACGCACAAGUGGCGAUAUAUUGGUGAUACAAGUGGACAAAACACCGACGAACGUUCGUCGAUCCAAAAUGGCGCUGGUUCACCGUGUACUGUUUACAUGGCUCAUGACAUUGUUUUUCCUCAUUCUGCUCGUCCUGAGACUGGACGGGGGGACCGGCUGGAACUGGUUCAUCAUCUUCGUCCCCCUGUGGGCCUUCGACGCUAUCAUUCUCGCCAUGCUGGCCCUUCGGAUGAUCAGACAUUGUCGGAAUGGCUACGACACAGAUGACGUCACCAUGAGGAAGAAACUGUGGUACUUGCUGGUCAUGAUGUUGAAGCUUGGAUUCCAGAUGGCGUUGUGUCUAAAGCUACAGUAUUUCCAGGGGAUCCCGUUCUACCUGGCCUUCCUGCCGCUAUGGGGUUUCCUGCUCUGCGUGGCUGGGGACAUCUUCAGAAGUUUCUUACUGCGUUUGAGAAAUGACUAAACUCUGUGGACACUGUAACUGACGACUGUGUAGCAACACAGAAAACACUGUAGUUGUCAAAAGUGUAUUCAAUACAUUAUAAAUAGUAUGAUAUGAGAUGGUGCAUUAAGUCCCUUAUAGAUAUUAUGAUAUGAAGUGUAUGCAUUUC
Branchiostoma floridae (Florida lancelet) is the source of this 741-nucleotide messenger RNA. RefSeq names its product transmembrane protein 60-like. The transcript has a single exon. The coding region runs from base 198 to 593 and encodes 131 amino acids. NCBI's taxonomy places the organism in Eukaryota, Metazoa, Chordata, Leptocardii, Amphioxiformes, Branchiostomatidae. The record is from RefSeq and is a predicted model, not a curated record.